Hibiscus syriacus is the source of this 4521-nucleotide messenger RNA. RefSeq lists its product as uncharacterized. Gene Ontology annotation, molecular function: protein binding. The record is from RefSeq and is a predicted model, not a curated record. NCBI's taxonomy places the organism in Eukaryota, Viridiplantae, Streptophyta, Magnoliopsida, Malvales, Malvaceae.
UUGAUUAUUUUUCAUUUAUUUGUUUUUGUUCAUCAAUGAAAUAAAACCCCAAAAACAACCUUACCAUCAGGCGACCUUUUGAUCAAUCAAGGAAUCCGAUCUUUCAAUCCGAACAGAUGGAUAGCAGUUGGAUUUGAUGAUUCCAAUGUUGGCAUGUCGCCCGCGUUAAUAGACCCUGGAGGAGCAGCUUCUUCAACACCCAAUGGUCAGAUUUCUUCCGUUCCUUUCACAUUGAAUUCCUUUGGGUCUUUUUCUGUUUAUCAGUUGGAAUCUUCACUAGGGAAAAUGAACCCAUCUUCUAGUUUUGGUUUCCAAGGUAAUUUUAAUUCUGGGUUUUCGAAUUCCACCCCUAAUAAUCCCGGUUUUAGCUUCAAUACACCUUCCUUACAACGACAAUCGGCGGUCCUUGCUAGGCCAAAGUCUGUCAAAAAUAGAAAGCAAUUGAAUCCCAAUAAUUUGAAUUCUUCAGACAAUUUAGGAACCCAGGUAGGCCACGGUUUCAAUUCGUUUUGGCAUGUUUCCGGUGUUCCCGGCCCUAUCCCAUCUGAUGGGAGUAAUUUGGGUGGGAAUUUAGAGGGGGGAGUUGUGGAGGAAAUGAGGAAUUUGAGAAUCGGGAAGAGUUGGGGUUUAGAUGAUCAAAGCUUAGCUUUGAAGCUUCCGGAUGAUAUAAGGAUGUUGAACAUUCAGGACCCUUCGAAGAGUGAUAAGGGCAAUGGGAAUGAUAGCAAUGUCGAUAGUUAUGUUGGAAGAGGUGUGGAAACCGAGGAACUUCAGAAUGAGUUGCAGAACAAGUUGAAUAUUAAAAGCAGUGAGGACGUCAAUGAUGGAAGUAAGAAGGUAUUUGUAUUUACGGGUGGAAAAGGCAGCGAUUCUUCUGUCGAAAGCUCAACAGAUGCAGUUCAAGACCGGAUUAAGAAUUUGAACAUAAAGCGGUCUGAUGAUAGCAAUACCAAUGAGAGAGGUAAUUUUGUCUUUAGGAGUGGUGAAAGAUCACGUCAACUUGGUGGGGAAAGUGAAAAGGUAUUGUCAACUGAUAUGGAGAGGAAGUUGAAUAUUGGGAGUGUAACGGGAGAUUCUACUGGUCAAACAGACGGGAUUUUUUCUUCUUCGCAAAUCUUUGGAAAGGAUGUACGAACCGCCAAGUUGGAUGAUAAGAAGCUCGAAGGGUUUGGCAAUUUAGUUCACAAAGAAUCUGUUUUCCAGGCAGCAACACCGGGUUUAUAUCCAAGUAGUAAAGUUCAUAUUGAUCAACCAAAAAGUAAUAUUGGACCUGGUGGAGCUACGGUAUUACCAACUUCAUUUUCGGCCAGUGCAAUGCAUUUCCAGCCUGGUGUAGGUUCCUUUGGCUUGAGUUCUGAUAAACCAGAAAAGAGAGAUGAGUUUUGUUUCACAGCUAAACAAGAUCCUAUACACACACCCUUUGUAGAAUUCAAAACUCCACAGACACAAGCAAAUAUGUUCUUUGGCCUAAAUAAGAAAUUAGAAUUCAGUGCCAAAAAAGAAACCGGUAAAAGCACAACAGUCAAGAGAAGGAAAGGAAAGUUGAAGCACCCUACACCAGUCCAACUAUGGCCUGGACCAGACAUUGUUUCCAGUAAAGCUGGUGCAAAAGAUGAUGCAGAGGCUUCUGAGUCUUAUUCACCAAUGGAUGUCUCACCAUAUCAGGAGACCCUAGCUGAUACUCGAUGUUCCAGAGAAUCUUCUGUAGCUUCAGAUGAGUCUUUCAGUCAUUGGGUUAAAUCUGCAUCCAGUGGUUCACAACCAGCAGUUUCAAGUGAUGCAAUAGAUGAGGACCUGGUUGCUGCAACACAGCAUAUGAUUAUAAAUGAAGGGGAUGAGAAAGAUGAGGAAAUAAAAAUGGAGGGUCAUGGUGAUGUUUUUGAUAAAGCUGUUGCUACUGAAGCUCCUCAAGAAGAUUCUGUGUCGGGGGCUGAAACCGAAAGCUUUAUAUCUGCUGCUGAGGAGAUAGAUGAUAACAGUGAUAUUGCUCUUAUCUCAGCUGAAAAGAAAGUUACUUCUAGAACAAAUAUUGAGAGACAAGACAGUGACACCCAUAUGUACUUUUCUUCCACUUCUAUUCCAGAACAUAUAAGUGGGUGUGACUUCACCUUUGCUGCAUCUUCUUCAGCUCAGAGUCAAACAUCAUCGCCAAUACACCACAACAGAAAGAAGAAUUUGGCUAAAAUUUCUUUUGAUACUCCUUAUUGCAGUUCAAAUGUGAGAAUUCCUUGUGAAUCAUCCUCUGCACAGUUUUCUCCGUACCCUGGGGUUUCAGUGCAUUUAUCUCCCUGGAAAGGCCAGAAAACAAUUUUAUCUACUUUGCAAAGCAAGGUUGGAGUGAAUUCUGUGUCGGACAAAGGACCAGAGAUCAAACAUGAACCUCAUUUGACUGGUGAAAGCAAUGCAGUUCAGGAAUCAUGUGAAAAGUGGCGAUUAAGGGGAAAUCAAGCCUAUGCAAACGGAAAUUCAUCCAAAGCUGAGGAAUAUUAUACACAAGGGAUAAGUUGUAUUCCUGCUAGCGAGACAUCUAAAAGCUGCCUUCAGGCACUGAUGCUGUGCUAUAGCAACCGUGCAGCUACACAUAUGUCUCUUGGAAGAAUGAAAGAUGCUCUAGGAGAUUGCAUGAUGGCUAUUGCAAUAGAUCCCAACUUCUCAAGGGUUCAACUUAGAGCAGCCAAUUGCUACCUUGCCCUUGGAGAAGUUGAGAACUCGACGCAAUAUUUCAGGAAGUGCGUACAGUCUGGAACUGACGUUUGCGUGGACCGAAAAAUUGCAUUAGAAGCCUCUGAUGGCCUGCAAAAGUCACAGAAAUUGUCUGAAUACAUGCACCGCUCUGCUGAACUUUUGCAAAGAAGAGCAUCUGGUGAUGCCGAGAAUGCUCUGGAACUAAUUGCUGAGGCCUUGAAAAUAAGCUCGUGCUCGGAAAAAUUACUUGAAAUGAAAGCAGAAGCCCUUUUCAUUCUGCACAAAUAUGAAGAGGUAAUUCAGCUGUGUGAGCAGACAUUUGAUUUGGCUGAAAAGAAUUCGUUAUCAUUUGAUUGCAAUGGGCAAAUGGUCAAUCUGGAUAGUUCUGGCUUCUCAAAGGACUUAACUUUUAGAAUUUGGCGGUGCCGAAUGAUCUUCAAAGCUUACUUUCAUCUAGGAAAGCUUGAAGAGGCUAUUGCUUUGCUGGAGAAGCAAGAACAAUUGCAAUCCUCCAAGGAUAGGGAUGGAAGCAACAGUUUGGAAACAUCAAUUCCUUUGGCUGCCACUGUCCGCGAGCUCUUGAAUCAUAAGGCUGCAGGGAAUAAGGCAUAUCAAUCCGGAAGGCACUCAGAAGCUGUCGAACAUUAUACUGCUGCUUUAUCAGGAAAUAUGGAGUCCCGGCCUUUUGCAGCUAUUUGUUUCUGCAAUCGUGCUGCAGCAUAUAAAGCUCUGGUUCAAUUCACUGAUGCAAUUGCUGAUUGCAGCCUUGCCAUAGCACUUGAUAGAAAUUAUUUGAAGGCGAUUUCUAGACGAGCUACUUUAUAUGAGAUGAUUAGAGACUAUGGGCAAGCAGCCAGUGAUAUUGAAAGAUUUAUUUCUCUUCUCAUGAAUCAAAUGGAAACAAAGACCAAUCAAUCUGGAACAUCUGACAGACCAAAGAACUUGGCAAAUGACUUGAGACAAGCUCGUUUGUGGCUUUCUGAAAUUAAGGAAGAAGGCAAAAAGGAAGUCCCUCUGGAUUUCUAUCUGAUUUUGGGGGUCAAACCAUCUGUUUCAGCAGCUGAUAUUAAGAAGGCAUAUCGGAAAGCUGCUCUUAGACAUCAUCCUGACAAGGCUGUUCAAUCCCUUGUAAGACAUGAAAAUGGAGAUGACAGGCUUUGGAAGGAGAUAAGAGAAGAGGCCUACAAGGAUGCUGACAAAUUAUUUAAGAUAAUUGGAAAGGCGUACGCGAUACUUUCAGACCCAGUUAAGCGCUCAAGGUACGAUUUUGAAGAGGAGUCGAGGAAUGCGCAAAAGAAACAUACCGGAGGCACAUCCAGAACAGCUACUGAUGCUCAGAGUUAUUCAGUAGACAGAAGUGGAAGUAGGCAACCAUGGAGGGAAACCAGAAGAGCAUAUGGCUACUCAACCUCCAGAGGAGCAGAAGCCACUAGAUCGAACAGAUUCUUUUGACAAAUGAAGACUAACGGAUUCAGACACGGAUUAAGAACUCCAUAGAGCGGAUUUCACUCUGACCACUGUCAAGAACUAGGCGUGUUCUUAGACGAAGGGAGUACCAAUAAAAAGCCUUGCUGCAAAUGAUGGGGUAAUGCCAGCAACAUGAACUAACAGUUUGUGAAUGACAACAAAACUUGAACUAACAAAGCUGAAACUUAUAAAUCUGAAAGCCCUUUUGUUUCAAGGACGUUGUUUGGUCAUCAAGAAAAAGGGGUGAAAGAAUAUAAGCCAUUGAGAUGAAAUAAAUGCUACCAUGGAAGCUUCAAGGGUUUUGCGGUUUCUUCCUCAGAGUUUGUAUCAUUUACUUUUACUUAAAUGCAUUAUUCCAUCUUUUCUUGA